CACACACACACACAGUAGAAGUAGAGAGAGAGAGAGAGACACACACACACACACACAGUAGAAGUAGAGAGAGAGAGAGAGAGAGACACACACACACACACACACAGUAGAAGUAGACACAGAGAGAGAGACGGAGCUCAGAGGGUGAGAUGGAGCCGCGGUUAGAGAAGCGCGAUCCGGUCUCCCCGAAGCGGCUCUGCUGAACCGUGGCACCGGAGAACCGACCCGGGAGCCCCGGUAAUGGCCGAUCCUCUGCGGCGGACUCUGCUAGCCAAACUCCGUGGGAAGAAACCCAAGAAAGGCUCGUUGUCGGCCGACUGGAACAGCGAAGAAGGUAAAGAGGAAGUUGAGCGAGCGGAGCUGGAUUACGUGCCGAACGCCAUGAGAGGUAAGCAGGGCUGUGUGUACGGGGGGUUCGAGCGCACUGUGCACGUACACGCCGGUCGGGGGGGGGAUCAGAGCUGCGGACACGGGGGGCAGAACGCACACAAGCUCUCGGGGGUCUCCGGUCAUAAGCACCAGCUGCUCUUGACGAACGGAGCGGACAAGCAGCCGGUCGCAGUUCCGCGGAGACUCACCGAGGGAGACUCCAUAGGCUUCGGGAACUGCAGCGAGCUUCCCUUUGUGCAUGUGAUGGAUUGUGUUAAAAAUGCGCACUGCCGAGAACCUGAUUUCAAGCCAAACAUGACCAAAGAAAAGCAUGUGGAGGUGGAACGAUGCCUGAACACUGGAAGACCAGAACCUGGCGGAACCCAAACGGACCGUCCGGAUCCACCUUCCCAGUGUCUCCAUUCAGGACGUGUUAAUGAGCACGACUUGAUCCAGACUAUUGAAAGUUCUUUAGAGCUUUGUGAAGAUUUCAGCAUGCCUCCUUUGCAGAGUCCGACUUUUUUCCCCACAGAGCUGGAGAUAGUAGAUGCUGACUUGGCUCCUCGAAUGGUGUGUGGAAGAGAGGGAAUGAACUGCCACAAUUCCAUAGACAGUGAAGACGAUGACUAUUAUGAUAACGAAAUUCUGCCAUUUUACGAGUCUGGCUUCAGGAGCAACGAGUCAAAAGAAAGUGAAGGACUGUUGAGAACUUCUUUUCACCCUCUACAGUCUGAGUCAUACCAGAUUGUUGACUCCAGCACUCAGGAAACAGACCGACUCAGGAGUCAACUCAAAGAAGCGUACUACCUUCUGAUCAAUGCCAUGGAUGGCAUCGCGUUUGAUGGACAGGUGCAGACAAAUGGCUAUGUGGAGCAAAGCAGCAUCUCAAGUCAGUCUCGUGAUAGCCUCAGCAUAAGUUCUGAUUCUUCCACAAGGCUCUCCAGGUCUUCUGGAGAACAUGGUGGCCACCACUGGAGUCCUGGAAAAAGCAGUGCUGCAAACUGUGGGAGUUCUCGGAGGAGCAAAAGUUUGCAGAAUCUUCUCUUGGUCCAAGGGAGACCUAUUCUGCAGCGGUCCAUGAGUGAUGAUGGCGUACAGUAUCCUUUGAAGGAAAAACAAGGUGAGCUGCACACAGAAAACAGGAGCCUCGCUAAAACCGUGCCUGUUCAUACACCUCCAUUCUCAAAUUGUGAAAACCUGGAAUCGGAGACAGCAGCUACUGAAGAUCACAUGAUCACAGAGCACGCAGAGGAGGAGAACAUUAAUCACCAGGAUCCUUCUGAUAGAGUUCCUCCCAGAACAUCUGACCCAUUGUGCUCACAGCAGAUGACUCUUAUCAGGCAUGUUGGUGUGAGUGCAGGAAAGCCUCCUGGGGUCACCGUUAACAAGAUGCAGGAGUGGAUGCACAAAGGCCGCUUACUUUCUUCAGAGAUGAGGCAAAGGAUCGCUGGAUCCUCCUCACAUGGAGUGGCUCAGGAGCACCACGGACAUGAGGGCCAAGCCUGGACCAAACUCUUCAACCAGGUCAACAGUGUAAAUGGAGAAAAAACAGGACUCUUGGUGAAAUCUUCGAGUGGACAUCACCCAGUACCUGUGAUGGACACCCGAGACUCCUGCGCUCGUUCAGUUCCUCUGAACUCCAUCACUGUCUCCAAGAAGCGUAAUUGGCUGAAUCAGAGCUCCACACGGCCCUUGCCACUGUCUGACGAGGACGACCACACAAACCCUCCACACGUACACACUUACGCAACCCGAGUCCCUGCUUCCGACCCUGCAGAGGAAAACGACGCCGACGACGAGGGUGAAAUCUGGUACAACCCCAUUCCUGAGGACGAGGAGGUCGAGCUCCAUCUCAGAGAUAAUGGGGCAAGAGUGGCGAGGCGAACGAGUGGUGGGGAAGUGGGCAGAGCCUCCUCUACUUCCAAGGAUUCUGGGAACUUGAAUGCCAGUCAUUCCAGCGAGCAGAAACAUGUGUACAGACAGAUGUGCAGAUCACAGGAUGAGAAACCCAUCAUAAAGCAUACAGCUACAGAAUCGCCCGAGCAAAGUGUAACGGGCUUCUCCCCCCCCUCCAGUCCGAACCCUGCUAAGAAGAGCUGCUCGAUCAACUGGUCCUUCCCAGAGCGAAUCAAAUCCCCACGUACCGUUCGCAAACUUUCAAUAAAGAUGAAGAAGCUUCCGGAACUCAGCAGGAAGCUCAGUGUUAAAGGGAACCCGACUAACGGACCGACAGAAACCAGGAACCACUUGCUGAGUGCCAACAGUCCUGCUGAUCUGGCCUCAGGGGGCGUGUCUACAGCAUCCACGAGUGGCAACGUGAUCUGGCGGUAUCACCUGGACAGCAGCGUGUGCACACAGCAGCAGAAGAAGAGCAGUGGAUUAGGAGCUCCUAAAUCAGCCAUUAAGGGCGGCUACUUGAGCGACGGGGACUCACCGGAACUAGUCGCCAAAUCGGCCAAGCACGGCUCGUGUUCAAAAUCUCUCCCGAAAACACAGGAAAAGGAUUCCUUUUUGAAUUCUGGUGUCUCCAGACUGGCUGAUGGGGCUUCUUUCCGUCCAUACAGUUUACCAGAACAGACAAAGUGCACGUCAUCACCGCCCGUGUCAGGCCUGUUGAGUGUGCACUUGUGCGGCGCUGAGGGUCUAAAAGCACCACGAAGUGACGAAUCGCGCCACGUCUACUGCGCUAUUCAAGUAGACGAGACGAAGAGAGCACGCACGGCCCUUCUCCCCUGCCGUGCCGACUUCCUCGCCAUGGACCACACUUUCCAGCUGGAGCUGGAGGAAGCUCAGCGGCUCCGCCUCGUCCUCUUCGGUUGUGAGGCGACAGCGGCGCCGACGAGGCAGCGAGUGUGUUGUCACGGAGCGGUCGCACUGACGUCACUCUUCAGGACACAGAAUGCCGCCCGCACACACCGGCUCGCCGUGCGCCUCGAGCCACGCGGAGUCAUCUACGUCAAACUGGGACUGACGGAAAGGCGGCAGAGCUUAACAGAAGGGAACGAAUCGGAGAAGGAACGAGAGAGGGAGGUUUUCGGAGUGGACGCGGCACGGGUGGUGGAGCGCGAGGCUGCCGGGCUCAUGGUGCCGCUCAUCAUCGAGAAGUGCAUUGGUGAGAUCGAGCGGAGAGGAUGCCAGGUGGUGGGAUUGUAUCGGUUGUGUGGCUCAGCUGCGGUCAAGAAGGAGCUGAGGGAGGCGUUUGAGAAGGACAGUCAUGCUGUAGAGCUGUCUGAGAGCAACUACCCUGACAUCAACGUCAUCACAGGUGUUCUUAAAGAUUAUCUGAGAGAGCUCCCUCAUCCUCUCAUCUCGAAGCCUCUGUAUGAGGCGGUGCUUGACGCCAUGUCCAAGCGUCCUCUGAUGAUGGGAAACGGUGGCUGUGAGAACGACCCUCUCGACUCGGACCACACCUCGGGUUUGCUCGAGACGCUGCCGCAGGUUGAGAAGAUGACUCUGAGGAAACUUCUGGACCACCUGAAGCGUGUCGCGUCCCAUCACGAGGUGAACAAAAUGACAUGUCAGAACCUGGCCGUGUGUUUCGGACCUGUGCUGCUCAGUCAGAGACAAGAUGCUUCGAGUCUCGCAAACCGAGUGUUCAUGGACUCGGAGGAGCUAGCCAGUGCGCUGCACUUUAAAAAGCACAUUGAGGUUCUGCACUAUCUGCUGCAGCUGUGGCCAGUUGCGGACGUCCAGAGUAAACCUUCUUCUCCUGCCAUGGACGCCCCCGCCCCGGUGAGGAGAAGAAAAGAGCGCCCUCAGGUGUUAAACCUGAGCAACGCUGAGAUAGUGGGAGUUCUGCGUCCCCGUCCUGGACGCCUGGACAGCCCAAGCAACCGCUACGCUGGAGACUGGAGUGACUGCAAGGAAACGUACUUGCAUCAGAUGUGUCCCGAGGAGGAAGAGGAAGCCGACUAUGCCGACGUGCCCAGCGAAGACGAGAUGGACGAGGGUAAGGACAAAGAACGAAGAGAAGGGGAUGAUGAAUCACAAGAAAGCAGAAAAAAUAUACAAAUAGAAGUGGAGAAGGAGCAAAAGUGCGAUGUUCAAGAAGAUGUUAUUGUUGGAGAAGGACAGGACAUCGAGGACACACCAGUGCUAACGUCGUACGAUCGGAUGCUAGUAGAUGGAGAAGAGCACCGCAUUAAAGAGCACACAUAUCAGGCGUUCAUGAAGAUCCAGGAGAUCAGUCCUGUCCUGAGCAACAGGGUGAACCUGCGAGAUCUUCAGGAGAGCAUCGACACGCUCAUCGGCAACCUGGAGCGAGAGCUGAACAAGAACAAGCUGAACGUCGGCUACUAAAACGCUAAACACUCCGUGAUGAUCUUCAUGACUCUGUCUCUCAAACCUCGCACUUCAGCUCACACACUACAGACUGCAGACAUUCCAUACGGUUAAACAUCUGACUGUUAAGUGUCAGAGGUUUUUUCUUGGGUUCCUCGUCCUCUAGCUCGGUUUCUUACAUUUGUUUAUUAUCGUCGUUCAUUUCUUCUUAUUAGAAGAAUCCGUUAAGCCCCGAGGGGUGAGCCAGGUGCCUUAAUUGUGUAAAGGUGGUACUCACCGCUGUGGUGGACCUUUUUUUUUUUUUUUUUUAAUUAAUAAUUGUAUUAUUUCUAUGGAGGUACAGAUAAAUAAUGUAAACCAAUGCACUUACAAAGCCAGCUUUUAGAGGCAGAGACGAGGAUUCAGGUCAUCAGUACAGGCAAGAAAUAGAGUUAGAGGAGUAGAUCAUGGUGUUAAACCUUAAACAUGCCAAUAUUCUUUACCACAAACCAGAAACACCCCAAGAAAUAAACCCAAACCAUCCGAACACUUAAAAAAAACUGCAUCAAAACUUAAAAGCUACCUGAAAUCUGUACACAUCCUGACAUGCUUCCCUCAAAAGAAUUUAAGCUGCCAUUCCAUGGAAGCUCUAAAAUCCAUAAAAACUUCAGCCAACAACAAUCUAGAAAUCAAAUCCCACAACACGGAAAGUUUCCGUUUACUCCCCAUAGUAUGGGGCUUAUGCUAAACUCUGACCUGCUAAUCGCUAAUGUAAAAAAUCUUACCUUGUUUUAUAUAUAUAUAAAGUAUUGGUUGAAAUUUGGUCUGAGUUUAUUCGCUCAACAACACACUCAUCUUGCUAGCUAUGUAAAUGCAAGCCUGUGCUAGUCGCUAGAUCUUAGGUAACUAUAGUAACAUGUCUCCAGAAGAAGCUAUUGGACAUACACCACUCUUACGAGUUCUGUCAAGCUAAUAAACCUCUGAUUAACCAGCAUGCAUGCUAGCAUACACUUAGCUAACGUUAGGCUGUUCUGUAAAUAAAACCAGGAGCCAAUUACGUAGCACAUUGGCUAAUGUGAGCAAAAGUACAGUAGUGAUGUCAUCAGCACGUUCAGCACCCUGAACGCUCUCUGAUUGGCUAUUCCGGAGACGUGCGAGUGCGAGUUUGUUUUCAGUGUAAUAAUGGAAGCGUGCGCUUACGUCGUUCAUGUUAUUUAAAAAAGUAGCAUUGUGUUAGAGAAUUGUAGAUAAUUAGAAGUGUAACUGAAGCCUGAUUCUUUCCUCAGUCUGCUAAUUAUUUUUGAAUCCUACAUCAUGUUGGGAAAAUCAAUAAAACACAGCUGGUCGUGUGUUUGCUAACGACAGGUACGUGUGGAACACAUGUUCUCCAGAGUCCAGGGAAACGCUUCUGUCAGUAUUUAUCAGCUACGAGUGUAAAUAGAAUCACUGCUUAUAUUUUUGACAGCUUACAUGUUGGUGUGUCUGUAUUUAUAUGUCUCUCGGUUGCCUUGUAGCGUUCAGGCUUAAAAAUAAGAAAUGUUUAAAUAUGUUGCUGUUUUUUUUUUCUUUUACUUUGCGUGUGCAGGACGAUUCGAAGCAGCUCUAGUGGUAAGUUACGAAGAAGAAAAAAAAGCAGUGUGGGGUUUUGUGCACACACUAGUUCAUUGAACGCUGCAUGGUCAAAAGCUUUAAUCCGAAUCUGCUUCAUUUGUCUGUAUUUAUGUGUGUAAAUAGAGAGGAUUAUAAUGAGGCUCGCAUGGUUUAUGCUGCCUGUUUGCUUUUCUGUUUGGCAGCUGCACACACAGUUGUGAACUCAUCGUCGUGUAUUGACGCUUAUGUGAACACGGCGGUGUUGAAGCGUGUGUUAUAGGUCAUGGCAGAAAGGUCAAGGUUCGUGUCAGUAAUGAUUCUGAGGUCACUUACACGCCUGUUAGUCCGAAUCAGAGCGAAAUCACAGGAUUUUCAGAGCCUGGAUCAGUUGAUUCCAUCAAACACACACAAGACAGCAUGCUAGUGUGAAUGCAGGCUAGCGUAGCUGAGUUAAAACCGGUUUUGUUUGUACUACAAUGUGAACGCCAGCUUCAUGAGCUUCAUGGAAACUGAUGUUGUACUCUGGCAUUAUUUUGCUGCCAAAAGUCUAAAUGCAAAUUUGUUUUCUCAGAUUAAACAGAUUCUCUGAAACGCUCCACUUUCGGCAGUAAAAUAACGCCGUACAGCUCCGUAAGCACUGAUCUGUGAUCAGGUUUUUAUUUCGAGUUCUGUCCUCUAUUGUACAGAGGAUGAGUUUAAAACUGAUCCUGGGUCAGGGAUUAAGGCUUAAAAAAGGUACCGGAUUAAAUGUACAGUGUGAACUGCUCGUUUUAUUGUGAAAACAUUCCUUUAGUUUCACCUUGGAAAUAGUGUACCGUUGUCUAGGAUGCGUUUUGUUUUGUUUUGUCUUGUCAUUGGACAACCGUAAUAUGAUGAAACUGUCACUAAUCAGAUAAACUUUGUACUGAUACUGUAAAAAUAUACGGACGUAAUAAAGUAUAUAUUUCAUAUCGGA
Molecule: messenger RNA, 7174 nt
Organism: Tachysurus vachellii
Lineage: Eukaryota; Metazoa; Chordata; Actinopteri; Siluriformes; Bagridae
Gene: syde2
Product: synapse defective 1, Rho GTPase, homolog 2 (C. elegans)
Exons: 7
Coding region: 241-4668 (1475 amino acids)
Biological process (GO): signal transduction
Source: RefSeq, a predicted model, not a curated record